This is a messenger RNA of Erigeron canadensis, 1014 nucleotides long. Its product is annotated as hyoscyamine 6-dioxygenase-like. The transcript has 4 exons. The coding region runs from base 1 to 1014 and encodes 337 amino acids. The record is from RefSeq and is a predicted model, not a curated record. Lineage: Eukaryota; Viridiplantae; Streptophyta; Magnoliopsida; Asterales; Asteraceae.
AUGAAUGUUCUCAUUUCCAACUGGUCGAGCGUUCAAUCUUUGCCGGAAAGCUAUAUUUUUCCACCUGAAAGGAGGCCAGGAACGUACAUAAUUCCAUCAUCCAAAGACAUUCCGCUCAUCGAUCUCGAAAACAUCAAUGGCCCUGAACGAGCUCUCAUAGCUCAACAAAUUGUAAAAGCAUGCCAAAAUUUUGGACUUUUUCAAGUGAUCAAUCAUGGAGUAUCUAGGGAGUUGAUGGAUCAAACAAUGAAAGUUUUCAAAGAGUUUUUCGCAUCCCCUGCAGAAUUCAAAGCAAUAUUCUAUUCCAAUGACUUGAACUCGAGUUGCAGGCUUUAUACAAGUACAUUAAACUAUGAAAAUGAAAAGAUUCAUUAUUGGAGAGAUAACUUGACUCAUCGCUGUCAUCCCCUUGAAGACCAUAUCGAUUGUUGGCCCGAAGACCCCCAUUACAGGAAAGUCGUCGGGGAGUACUCAAUUGAAGUGAAAAAGUUUCUAUUGACGAUAUUGGAGUUAAUUUGCGAUGGAAUGGGACUUGAAAGAGGGUAUUUCAAAGGAGAAUUGAUCAAAAACCAAUUAAUUUCUGUAAACCAUCACAUUCCUUGCCCUGACCCAAGUUUAACACUUGGAAUGCAAGCACAUUGUGACCCGAAUCUUAUUAGUAUACUUCAACAAGGUAAUGUGUGUGGACUUCAAGCUCUAAAAGAUGGUCAAUGGAUCGGCGUUGAGCCUCUUCCAGACUCUUUCGUCGUUAUUCCAGGACUCCAAUUGCGGGUUAUAAGCAACGGGAAGCUAAAAAGUGUGGUGCACCGCGUUGUGACUGAUUCAAAGAAGUCCCGGACCACCAUUGGGACAUUUCUAAUUCCUUCAAAUGACAUAUUGAUACGACCUGCGGAUGCUUUGCUUGGUUCUCCUGAUAAACCGAUGUACCAUGGUUACACAUACAAAGAAUUUUUUAGUACGUUCAUCGGUAACAAUUGCGAGGCGGAAAGGGCACUAGAAUGCUUCAAGCUAUGA